AUGGCAGCAGCUCUACCACGAAUAAAAAGCUCAAGGGAAUGCAUCACUUGUAAACAAUCAAAGAAUGAGAAAGGCCGUCAAGGUGUUAUCAUGUGCGUCGGAUGUGGACUAAUGUUUUGUGAAGAACAUUCUUUACAACAUCGACAAGAAAUUAAACGUCAGUUUGAUGGUUUAUGUGAAAAACAUGCAUUUCUACAACAAGAUUUAAAUAACACAAAAGACAACAGUGAAUCAUCUGAAUUGUUUAGCGAAAUUGAUCAAUUCGAACAAGAAAUGAUGAAUCAGAUAAAAAGAACAACAAAAACAGCCAAAGAACGUUUGUUACAAAUGUUUAAAGAAAAACAAGAAAUAAAAAACGAAUUUAACUCGUUAACCAAGGAAUUACGCCUGAAACAAUCGCAGAGUGAUUACGAUGAAACCGAUGUCGACCAUUGGAAAGCAGAAUUAACCAAAUUGACAAAACAAUUAAGACAACUCUUAACGUCAAACGACAACAAAAUUGAUUGGAACACGAACAGCUCAAUCGAUUUAGCAAACUGGAUCCAAGCGGUUCCCUUACCUAAACCCUCCCCGAAUCAAGAGCAACUAUUCACCGGUGGAGCACUACUGCACAAGGGACAUCAAUUACAACUAAACGAAUUUUACGGACAGACGAGCCAAAGAUGGCAUUUGAUUUACAAAGCAGAAAAAAACGGUUUUGCCGCUAAAGACUUUCAUCGUCAGUGCGAUGGAGAAGGACCAACCAUGACUAUUAUUCAGUCUCAAGAAGGAAAUUAUCUAUUUGGUGGGACAAUUCAAAUACUAUCUCUUCCACUUAAUACUACAGGCCUGUGGGACCAAACCUUUUUGGUCCCUGUCCCCGUUCCGUGUUCCCGUAAAUAUUUUUUCAAACUGGCGCUGACAGUUUCAAAGUCACCGGCUGCAAUGUGGCUCGUCGAACAACAUGCCUGCAGGUAUUAA
Molecule: messenger RNA, 960 nt
Organism: Didymodactylos carnosus
Lineage: Eukaryota; Metazoa; Rotifera; Eurotatoria; Philodinida; Philodinidae
Source: the annotation of a GenBank genome assembly